AUGACCGAGUUCCGAAUGCCCAUGCACCAGGGGCCCCCUCCUCGGAAGCCUAUGCCUAAUACUCAACAUGCAUACUCCUACCAUGGCUACGAUGCCCCCAGAAAUCUUGCGCCUCACUCGGCCGCGCCUUUAACCACUCACAGCCGCACUCGCACUACCUCUUCCAACGUGCUACCAUAUGGCUCGAGUUCCCAUCAUCAUCAUUACCAACACACCCCUCCACCUCCCAUGCCUUCUCAUCCCAUGGGUCCCCCGGCUGGUUUCCCCCCAACACGCCGAUUAUCGAGUACCACCACUUCUACAAACUCCACCGGAAAUGCCAUGCAACACGCAGACCCAGGCGACAUCCGGCGUAGCGCCUCCAACCGCUCGGCGAACUCCCAGCUAGGCUAUGUAGCUCUCAUGCGAAGGCAAAAGGCUACCGUCUGGUGCGACCGGGCACAACCAGAGGAUGCGAGAAUGCGGGAGCAGGCUAUGCGGGAUAAAAAGAGGGCGUACCUUGAGGUUCAUGGCGCUGGCCGCUCAGGCACCUCCUCCAGUGGCAAGAUUCGACAUGGAGCCAAGGCGGGACUCGACUUCUCACCCUCGAACCUGGUCGGUGCAAAGGUUCCCGUUCGACUCAGCGCAAACGAAAUCGGCGACGGGGACGAUGAUGCUCAUAGCAGUGAAGGAGGCAUGAUUCAUCGUCGAACCGGCAGCGGGCGUAGCUCGCUUGGAAGCAACCGGUACCCCAGUGGAUACCAGCGGCAACCGGGUACUAUGGGAAGCAACAGCACACCUCCCAAUGAGAAAACUGACCUGCCAGACGUGUCAGAAAAUACUCCCGCAGAGAUUCACGAAGAGGAAAAGAGCCGUGUGUCAUCAUUGGUCAAGGAUGAUUCUGCAACGACACACAGCAGCGAACAAGAAGAUCUGGUGGGUGAUAUGGAGGCCCCCAGUGCGGCUGUUAUGUCAACCCAAAAGGCCAAAAAGGCCGAUGAGCUACGGCGACGUGGUAGUGUUGAUGAGCGAACUACCUCCAUGACCAAUGUGCGACUCUUUGUGGCGAACCCGGAUCUUAGCGAUUAG
This is a messenger RNA of Penicillium malachiteum, 1068 nucleotides long. RefSeq lists its product as uncharacterized. Lineage: Eukaryota; Fungi; Ascomycota; Eurotiomycetes; Eurotiales; Aspergillaceae. The transcript has a single exon. The record is from RefSeq and is a predicted model, not a curated record. The coding region runs from base 1 to 1068 and encodes 355 amino acids.